This is a messenger RNA of Entrophospora candida, 2271 nucleotides long. The record is from the annotation of a GenBank genome assembly. Lineage: Eukaryota; Fungi; Glomeromycota; Glomeromycetes; Entrophosporales; Entrophosporaceae.
AUGGGUAAAACAUAUAAUCAAAUAGAUACAAAAAAAAAUAAUAGAUGGGAAACAUAUAUAAAAAAAUUAACAUUACUUGCGAUAGUAACCAUCUUGUGGAAUUUAUUGUAUUAUUUAUCAUCAUAUAACUAUCUUUUUAAUAAUAAUAUCGAAGAUUCCUCCUCACAAAUAAAACAUAUAUCAUCAUCAAAAAUAUUACAGGAUUGCAACAAUGACUGUAAAUUCCUAUUUCCAUACUUCAUAGCAGAACAAGAAACAAAAUCCAAUUUACACAUAAGGACAUUUGUUCAAUUGGCUGAAUCUUUAAAUCGUAUCUUAGUAUUACCAAAUGUUGGCUCAUCAAGAUCCAGAGCAUGUUUACCCUUUUCACCUUCUUUUUAUUAUAAUUUAAACUCAUUGCAUGAAAUGUUUCCGAAUGCAAAAUUCAUUGUUCAAAAAGAAUAUGACUUUUGGCUUGAAGAUCAAUCAGAUUAUAAAAAUAUUAUUGGAGAACACAUUUUGCUUAAAAGUACUUUAGACCUUGCUGAAGGUGGUUAUGAAGAACUAAAACAACCACUACAUCGACAAAAUAAAUUUUAUAACAGUUUUAGUAUUGCAAAAAAUUCUUCUAAUCCUUAUUAUAUAAAUCAGCUUGAAACCAUGGAUUCCAAAUGUCAUUAUGAUCUCAAAACAAAUGUAACAAAAUUUAAAGAAAUUCGUAUUUUAAAAAAUGGAUUUCUAAAUCAUUCACCAAAACAACGUAAAAAAUUUUCCAAAUUCUUGAUUGAAGAUUUGAAAUCAGAUUCACAAAUACUAUUUAUUUAUUCUGAAUUGCAACAAGCAGCUUUUCCAGAUUUGUAUAAACCAAUUCCUUAUGCAGAUCAUAUAGUGAAUGAAGCUUGGAAAAUCAUCAAUCAGCUUGAUUCAUCAUAUAUUGCAAUACAUUGGAGAAUGGAACAAGCAGCACCCAAAAAUCUGCCAAGUUGUGCCAGAGAAUUAGUUAAAACAAUACAAAAAAUAAAAGAAAAUACUGGAAUAAAUAAUGUUUAUUUAGCAACUGAUUUCCCCUUAACUUACAACAGAAAUGGCAGUAUAAGUAUAACUAGCAAUGCUCUUGACAUAAAACCACAAUCUGACACUUUUGAAGUUAUUACAAUUCAUCACAUUAAAGCAAUGGAGAUAUUAACUUCUUCAGUAAACAUCAAAACUUGGCAAUCUUUAAAUGCUUUUGAAUAUUUAAAAUACAUUGGACAAGAAGAGGAUAAAGAAAAUCUUUUAAUUGGUGAAUUACAAGGUCCAGGUGUACAAGGAAUAUUAGAUAAAAUAGUUUGUAUAAAUUCAAAUUAUUUUUUGAGUGGUCCAAGAAGUUGUUGUAGAAUACAAUCUACUUAUACAAAAAUUUUGUAUCAGAACAUGAUAACAUACAUGGAAGGAUUAGAUAGGAAUACUGGCCAAAAGGAAACUUAUGUGCAAGAAAAUCUUAGUGGUGAAGCUGAAUUUGAUAUGGAAGUCCCAAAAGAAAUUAAGCCCAAAGUCACACCAUGUUAUUCACAACUUGAUUGUUGCUUUGAGAUAAAUUCAAAUGCUGUAAGAGAAGUUGGAAAGGAGGUUGAAAAAUUAGGGAUAUGUUUAAAACAUUUGAAUCUUGAUCAAAAUAAGUUUCACCAACCUGUAGAAGGAGAGUCAUAUAUAAAGGCAACACAACCCUUUUAUAAUGUUCCAUGUCAUGGUUUACAUGAUUGUCAAGCAAUAAUAGAACAUCCAAUUUUGGCUAGCAUUCCAGAAAAUACUCAAUGUGUUCAAUAUGUUUGCACUGAUUGCUUGGUAUUAAAUGGUGCUCAUCUUCAUGUGAAGCCAGAUAGAAAAAAGCAUGAGGAAGAUUCUACAUCUUCCUUAAGGCUUAUUGCCAGGUGGAUUAAUAAUGUUGCCUCCUCAAAUAAUAAUGACACAAAAAAUAAUCUAUUAAAUCUUUUAAUAAACAAGGUCAUUGGAGAUUUUAAUACAACAGAAACAAAAGCUACAUUACCAUCAAGUUCUACAGUAAUAGGAUCUUCUGAUAACCUAUUAAUCCCAAGUUUUUUCCAUCUCAAUAUAGAUUUGGCUGUAAAAAACAUUAAUAUGAAUGAAGAUGAGAAAAACAAAAACAAAUUACCACUAGAAGAACCAGAAUCUCUUGAUGAAAUUUAUGAGGCAAUUCCAAAAAAUCUCACUAGCUUUUUCAACAAUGUCCAAGAAAAUCUUAGUGGUGAAGCUGAAUUUGAUAUGGAAGUCCCAAAAGAUAUUCACUUAUAA